This is a messenger RNA of Syngnathus typhle (broad-nosed pipefish), 2850 nucleotides long. Its product is annotated as gastrula zinc finger protein XlCGF57.1-like. Lineage: Eukaryota; Metazoa; Chordata; Actinopteri; Syngnathiformes; Syngnathidae. Gene Ontology annotation, cellular component: nucleus. Gene Ontology annotation, molecular function: DNA-binding transcription repressor activity, RNA polymerase II-specific; RNA polymerase II cis-regulatory region sequence-specific DNA binding. Gene Ontology annotation, biological process: central nervous system development; negative regulation of transcription by RNA polymerase II. The coding region runs from base 141 to 2285 and encodes 714 amino acids. The record is from RefSeq and is a predicted model, not a curated record. The transcript is spliced from 3 exons.
GUAAAGCGACUACAACAAAACCGCGCGUGGUGGCAGAAGCGCGUCGCCUUCCAUUCGGCUGCAUCCGAUAAACACGCAACGUAUGUGGUGGCUCAGUAACAUUAGCUACACGACAACCGCAACGACGAAAGAGUGGGAAAAUGUCUGCAACGACCACAGCAGCAAAGUACGUGAAAGAAAAUGACCGCUGUCGUCGACGACUGGAACAUCUUUGGCUGCAGCCUUAUGUUGUGUUGCGCAGAGCAGACAUCAGUGAAGCUAUUCGUGCUAAGCAGGAGGAGCCGGACCGCACACGCAUUAACGAGGAAGAUGUGGGCAAGGAGGUCCACCACUUCAAUGAACAAAUGGAGCAGAAGUUUCUUUGCACUAUAAAAGAGGAGGAAGAGCCGGAGCGGCCUUGUCAGAAAGAGGACGGAGAGGACUCCUGCGACAUCAAAAAGGAGGAGGAAGAUACCUGCGAGAUGCCAUUGACUGGUGUACUUGUGAAGCGUUUAGAUGAGGCUCAACGUGAGGUGAGCAAAGGGGCGGAGCCUCCAAGCUGCAGCUCAAGUCCACAUAUGACCAGAGAAGGUGAUGGAGACCACUGUUGGGCAUCAAGAGCAGCUCCAACAUCAGAUAGUGAUGACGUGUUGUCACAUUUUCCAGCUGAUGAGGAUGAUAAUGACGACUCUCAAAACAAACACAAGCAAUGUUCUCACUGUGGAAUUUCUUUUGCUCAUAGCAGUAGUUUGGAACAACACAUGAGAAUGCACACAAGAAAGAAAAACUUUUCCUGUUCAGAUUGUAGCCAAAAGUUCUCUCAGAGGGGACAUUUAAAUACGCACACAAGAACCCACACUGGCGAGAAACCUUUUUCAUGCUCAGUUUGUGGCCAGAAAUUCCACACAGGGUGGCAUUUGAAUACACACACAAGAACCCACACUGGCGAGAAACCCUUUUCAUGCUCAGAUUGUGGCCAAAAGUUCUCUCAGAGGGGAAGUUUAAAUAUGCACACAAGAAUCCACACUGGUGAGAAACCUUUUUCAUGCUCGGUUUGUGGCCAAAAAUUCUCUCAGAGGGGAAGUUUAAAUAUGCACACAAGAAUCCACACUGGUGAGAAACCUUUUUCAUGCUCGGUUUGUGGCCAAAGGUUCUCUCAGAGGGGACCUUUAAACACGCACAUAUUAACCCACACUGGUGAGAAACCUUUUUCAUGCUCAGUUUGUGGCCAAAAGUUCUCCUGUAGGCAAAGUUUAAAUAUACACACAAGAAUCCACACUGGUGAGAAACCUUUUUCAUGCUCAGUUUGUGGCCAAAAGUUCUCCUGUAGGCAAAGUUUAAAUAUACACACAAGAACCCAUACUGGCGAGAAACCUUUUUCAUGCUCAGUUUGUGGCCAAAAGUUCUCCUGUAGGCAAAAUUUAAAUAUACACACAAGAAUCCACACUGGCGAGAAACCUUUUUCAUGCUCAGUUUGUGGCCAAAAGUUUUCCUGUAGGCAAAGUUUAAAUAUACACACAAGAAUCCACACAGGUGAGAAACCUUUUUCAUGCUCAGUUUGUGGCCAAAGGUUCUCUCGGCGGGCAUAUGUUAAUAUGCACACAUUAACCCACACUGGCGAGAAGCCUUUUUCAUGCUCAGUUUGUGGCCAAAAGUUCUCCUGUAGGCAAAGUUUAAAUACGCACACAAGAAUCCACACUGGCGAGAAACCAUUUUCAUGCUCAGUUUGUGGGCAAAAGUUCUCUUUGAGUGGAUCUUUAAAAAUUCAUACAAGAAUCCACACUGGUGAGAAACCUUUUUCAUGCUCAGUUUGUGGCCAAAGGUUCUCUCAGAGGGGACAUUUAAACACGCACAUAUUAACCCACACUGGUGAGAAACCUUUUUCAUGCUCAGUUUGUGGCCAAAAGUUCUCUCGGAGGGAUCAUUUAAACACGCACACAUUAACCCACACUGCCGAGAAACCUUUUUCAUGCUCAGUUUGUGGCCAAAAAUUCCGCACAAAGGGGCAUUUAAAUAUGCACACAAGAAUCCACACUGGCGAGAAACCUUUUUCAUGCUCAGUUUGUGGCCAAAAAUUCUCUGGGAGGGGAAGUUUAAAAAAGCACACAAGAAUCCACACUGGCGAGAAACCUUUUUCAUGCUCAGUUUGUGGCCAAACAUUCUCUCGGGGGGACAAUUUCAAGACGCACACAUUAACCCACACUGGCAAGAAACCUUUUUCAUGUUCAGUUUGUGGCCAAAAAUUCUCCCAGCGGGGACCUUUAAAUAUGCACACAAGAAUCCACACUGGCCAGGAACCUUUUUAAUGCUCAGUUCGGCCAAACAGUCUCUCAGGGUAAGCUUAAUCAGGCACACAGGAGCCCACACUGGAGAGAAACCUGUUGCUUGCUCAGUCAGUUGCCAAAGAGUCGAUUGAGAAUUUUGGGAGAUGAGCAGCAAUCCAUGAAGUUCUCACCUUCUAUUUGAGCAGACUUUAUGAGUUUAUGCAUCAAUGAUAGUUCUAUUCUACGAUGCACCUUUUGAUUGAGAUGCUGAACUCCUUUCCUUUACGACAGUGAGAAGUUCAUUUUAGUUUUACCAAUGAAUUUGAAAAUAAAUGUAACCGGCCUCGGGAUGAUAGUAGAUACUUGAAGUUUAUUUUGGUUUUAGUUGUGUGUUCAUAUUCAGGGCAAGUUGCUUGGUUCUUAUUAGUGUCUGUUCAGGAUUUUUCAGCUUUUCAUGUUCAUGUGGAUCAAUAAAAUGAAAUAGUGUUGGAUAUCCCCCACUUUUCUUCAACAGUUUUUUUGUUUUGUUACUUUGCCUUGCUAAUAACACGUUAAAAUGUACUUGAGAUGUAUUAAGACAUAUCAUUAAAGAGUUGUCUCAACCUAA